AUGGAUAAUUAAGCAGAAGAGUUGUAAUAAUAAGAGAAAGAGCAAGGAGUUGAAGAAUAAGAGGAUAAGUAAGGAAAUCAACUAAGUAAAAACUAAAUAAGGAAUCAGAAGAAAAAGGAGAAGAAGAAAAAGCUAAAGGAGCAAAAUCAAGAGAUGAUUUAGUAAGUGGAAGAAGAAAUAAAAGCAAAAUUGAAUUUGCCUGAAGCUGAAUAGACAGAUCUUGAAAUAGCAUGGUGCAUAAAGCAAAUAAAAUUGGGAUUGACAUAAAAGUUGACUCCUGAAGAGAUAAAAAUAUCUAUGUCGAUGAUUGAAUUAUUGGAAAGCGAUUAAGUUCCACUUGUAAAGAAGAGAAUGACAAUGAAAUCUAGUUUCGGUGACUAUAGAAAACUAAUGAAAUAAUAUAAAUGAAUUAAUAAUUAUUAAUUUUGGUUAUAAAA
Molecule: messenger RNA, 437 nt
Organism: Paramecium tetraurelia
Lineage: Eukaryota; Ciliophora; Oligohymenophorea; Peniculida; Parameciidae
Exons: 2
Source: RefSeq, a predicted model, not a curated record